This is a messenger RNA of Centrocercus urophasianus (Greater sage-grouse), 1583 nucleotides long. It is a transcript of the gene NKAIN2, whose product is annotated as sodium/potassium transporting ATPase interacting 2. NCBI's taxonomy places the organism in Eukaryota, Metazoa, Chordata, Aves, Galliformes, Phasianidae. The record is from RefSeq and is a predicted model, not a curated record. Gene Ontology annotation, biological process: regulation of sodium ion transport. The coding region runs from base 1 to 780 and encodes 259 amino acids. The transcript has 8 exons.
AUGAUUUGUUUUCGUGAACUGGAUGAAAUGUAUUUGCCAGAUGUCCAAGAUACCUCUGAGAUUCAGGAAGAAUUUUAUCGCAUCAUCCAGGAAAUCCUUAUCAAAACACAGCUUGGAUCCCUGGCAGCGCUGGGCGUAUGGUUAGAUAUGCCAGAAAGACAAGGCAAACUCAAGCAAAAUAAUCCAAGGGUUUGUAGAGUAAAUUUGGUUUCUGUGCUCGAGAGGCAAAUAUUUGACUUCCUUGGUUAUCAGUGGGCACCCAUCUUGGCAAAUUUCAUACACAUUAUUGUAGUCAUACUUGGCUUAUUUGGAACCAUCCAGUAUAGACCUCGUUACAUAACAGGAUAUGCUGUCUGGCUGAUCCUUUGGGUUUCAUGGAAUGUGUUUGUUAUCUGCUUCUAUUUGGAGGCUGGAGACCUUUCAAAGGAAACAGAUCUCAUUCUGACAUUUAAUAUCUCAAUGCAUCGUUCAUGGUGGAUGGAGAAUGGACCAGGAUGCACCGUGACCUCAGUAACACCAGCCCCAGACUGGGCUCCAGAGGAUCAUCGUUAUAUCACUGUCUCGGGGUGUUUUCUUGAGUACCAGUACAUAGAAGUGGCUCACAGUUCUCUUCAGAUCUUCCUUGCACUGGCAGGCUUCAUCUAUGCCUGUUAUGUUGUGAAAUGUAUUACUGAAGAAGAGGACAGCUUUGAUUUCAUAGGUGGAUUUGACUCUUACGGCUAUCAAGGCCCACAGAAGACAUCUCAUUUACAGCUACAGCCUAUGUAUAUGUCAAAGUGAAAACGGGGACUGCUCAAGGUGGGCUGGAGCACCUGUCAAAGAAAAUGUUUUGGGAUUGCCCUCUGGUUCUUCAAAGAGCAAAAAAAAAAUCCAGUUUUUGUGCUAAAAAAACAAACAAACAAACAAAAAAGGCUGAUUGAACAAUGAGACAAAAUACAACAGACACAUUCAGCCUCUCUUUCUAACAGGUACUAAGGGAGAUGCCCCAGACCUCCUUCCUGCUUCCCAGCACCACAGGGCCAGAGCAGAGGCGCUGGUGCUUCCCUCUGGCUCCUCUGGACUGCAGCCUCGACCGCCAGUGGGGCCCAUCUGGAUUAAGACACGAACCAAGCCAAUACAGUGCUUUUGGAGCCCCCUCCACACUCCUGGCCUCAUUCAGUCUCUGUAGUCAACACAAGGCUAAGAAUACUGGGAUGACCUUGCAACAGAAGUCAAUAGACAGCACGUUGUUUGCCCUGAAGGCUGUACAGUUCAUACUUGCCUUAACCUAACUGCAUUGCACAUCAGAGAAACUCAGUGCAAGCUUUCUGAAGUAACGUCCUUUAGGCUCAACACGCUGUCAUUAAUUCUGAACGAUUUCUAAGUCAGUAGUUUUCUUUGUUUUUUUUUUGUUUUCUUGUCAGGGAAUAAGGCUCUGUUGCUCCGUGGCUCCAGAGUGACCUAGUAGAAAACUGCCAGCUAUCAGAAAGUGCUUUACUUUUGAGGCUCCACAGUGGUCAAGAAACAAACCGUUUAUAAUGAUUAAAAAAAAAAAAGAAAAAAAAAAAAGAAAUAAGAUCUUUUGGGGGGUCAGGGAGGGGGAA